ACCACAUUGCUUAGGUGUACACGUCAUCUUUCUCUUUUAUAUACUGCUCUUUUCAAAUAAUAAAGCUGUUAUAAUUCUUAAUAGUGGUUCAAUAAUUGUUUAACUUUCUGUUAUUAAAAAGCAACUUACCAAAAUGUUAUAUCUUGAAGAUUAUCUAGAAAUGAUAGAGCACUUACCUCAAGAAUUAAGAGAUAGGUUUACAGAAAUGCGAGAAAUGGAUUUAUCCGUUCAAAAUAACAUGGACACAUUAGAAAAACGUGUUCGCACACUUUUUGGUAGUUGUCGCCGAGGUGAAGUUAAUACUGACCAAGCAAACACAGAAUUUUCUGACAUUAAACGGGGUUAUAACAAAACACUUGAAGAGGCAGAUGAAAAAGUCACAUUAGCGAACCAGAUGUAUGAUUUGGUGGAUAGAUAUUUACGGAGACUGGAUACUGAACUUCAUAAAUUCAAGUGUGAACUGGAGGCAGAUAAUAAAGGAAUAACAGAGUUACUGGAAAAGAGAUCCUUGGAUCUUGAUACAAAUAUCAAUCAUACAUCCACAUCUAACAAUAACCACUACAAGGAUAACAAAUAUCGUAUUCGUGCUGAGAAAAGACGAGAAGCAAAUUGGGCUCCCCGCGACGCUAGGGCACAUACUAGCAACGGAAACCAUUCACGUACUGACACAGCUUUACAGGCUGCCUUGGGUCGUGAUUCCUAUUCUCUUGGUCAUGCUGGUAGUACUAUAGCCGCAGCAGCAAGUCAAGCUAUUGCUGCUACACAACAGAUGCAACAAGGUCGUCGCACGGCUUCCCUGAAGGCGUCAUACGAGGCGGUCGCUAGUGAACUGGCGCAUCACGCACAUCAUGACCACGGUCAGGCAUUAGCUUCACACUCUCAAAGCGCUUCUCACGCACACUCCACUACAACGGCUGUGGCUAACAAGCGGCAUAACAAGCAAAAGAAGAAUUCCUACAGUUCUAGCAACGUGUCUCUUCACACUCAACCAACGGCUGCAGUCGCAAGUCGUUCAUCGUCGCCAACUGUGGGUAUAAACACUGUGGUCAACAACGUUGCUAUCGAAGAGCCCAUGGAAGAAGAAUGGACUUACGACCCGAACGAACCACGCUAUUGUAUCUGCAACCAAGUGUCGUACGGUGAUAUGGUCGCCUGUGACAACCAAGACUGUCCUUACGAGUGGUUCCACUAUCCCUGUGUUGGUAUCACAGCACCUCCUAAGGGUAAAUGGUACUGUCCCCAAUGCCAGACCAAUAUGAGAAGAAAUCGUGCUCAUCGCAAGAACUAAUUACUCAAUCUAGCAACUUCAUCUGUACCACUAGUUAUUAAACUGAAAACAGAUAGUUUACAGUUUCUCAAUGAUAAACAUAUAUUGGCAGUAAGUUAGGUGUAUGAGUGAAAAAAUAUAAAUUGUCUAUGUUUUGUAGAAACCUCAUAUCAAGGUUAGUGUUAAUGGCCCCCACUGUUAACAAUUAUUAUUUUUACUACCCUUAGUAGGAUGUGUAAUGUGUAUGUUUAUUAACUUGUAAGACUAAUAAUUCUUGGGUGUGGAUUGUAAAUUAUGUUGAAUAGAAAUGUACACAAAACAGUGUCAGUGACUGCAUGAUAUAUAUUGUAAUGUUAAUUUAGCAAUAUUGUUUUGUGACUCAAAUGAUUGUAUUUCAUAUAAUUGUAUUAAACAUAUAAUUUUAAAGCGCUCCAGAGUGAUUUUUAGAUAUCCCACCCAAUACUUUACUACGCUUUAGAUAAUAUUAAUUAAGUAUAUUUACUCAUGUACUAUGUGUAGUAAACAAGAUUCAAAAAAUA
Danaus plexippus (monarch butterfly) is the source of this 1806-nucleotide messenger RNA. It is a transcript of the gene Ing3, whose product is annotated as inhibitor of growth protein 3. Lineage: Eukaryota; Metazoa; Arthropoda; Insecta; Lepidoptera; Nymphalidae. Bases 134 to 1288 code for a protein of 384 amino acids. Gene Ontology annotation, biological process: regulation of DNA-templated transcription. The record is from RefSeq and is a predicted model, not a curated record. Gene Ontology annotation, cellular component: NuA4 histone acetyltransferase complex. The transcript is spliced from 11 exons.